CUUGGGUUUCUUUCAAGACUGUCAACAAAAAAGCGUGUGACUGAAGAUUAAGGGAAGUGAAUAGUCUCGGACUCUUUUGCGGGGUUUUUUUUGGCCAGGAAACACAUGAGAGUGUGACAGUAAUGACUGUGACUGGGUGGUCAGACGAUUGAACACUGGGGACAGUUAAUGAUGUAAUGUGACCGUUUGGCAGCUGGUAUGUGAGAUAAUGAGGACGUUUGACUAAUGAGGCUCGAUAAGAAAGCCACUUUCCUCAAAACACACGGUUUGCUCCAGACUCCUGGCUCAGUCUCACUCUGUCCACGUGCAGGCAGGCCCAAGGCGUAAACCUGUUACCUGUGCCCCCCACCCCACCGUCCGUACUGCGGUGUCUUAAUUCAGUAGUGCGUCAUGCGUAGGAGUCCAUUCGUUGCGGAUGUGUGCUGUCCAAAAAGCUCCCGGAACGCACUGCAGGAACUCUACAGCCCCACACAGUCGGAAUAUUCGGGAGCGGCGUUCCUGCACCAGGCCCGGCGGGAUCAGGUUGCAGAGACGUGUCGGACGCACGGCGCCUCCAGCAGGAAGCGUCGGGUACUGACCCCCGCUGACCUCAGGCACCUGGUGGUGGACGAGGAACACGAGCUGAUCUACUGCUACGUGCCCAAAGUGGCCUGCACCAACUGGAAGCGGGUCAUGAUGGUCAUGACGGGGCGGGGCAAGUACACCAACCCCAUGGAGAUCCCGUCCAAUCAGGCGCACGUCCCCUCCAACCUCAAGACGCUCAACCAGUACAGCAUCCCCGAGAUCAACCACCGGCUCAAGAGCUUCCUCAAGUUCCUGUUCGUGCGCGAGCCCUUCGAGAGGCUGGUCUCGGCCUACCGCAACAAGUUCACCCUCAAGUACAACACCUCCUUCCACAAGCGCUUCGGCACCAAGAUCGUGCGCCGCUACCGCAAGAACGCCACGCUGGAGGCCCUGCAGUCCGGGGCGGACGUCCGCUUCCCCGAGUUCGCCGAGUACCUGGUGGACCCGGCCACCCUGAAGGAGGGCCCCCUGAACGAGCACUGGGAGACGGUGCACUCGCUCUGCCACCCCUGCCACAUCCGCUACGACCUGGUGGGCAAGUACGAGACCCUGGAGGAGGACUCCAACUACGUCCUGAGGCUGGCGGGCGUGGGCGACCGCCUGCGCUUCCCCACCUACGCCAAGUCCACCCGCACCACCGACCAGAUGGCGGCCCAGUUCUUCCAGAACAUCAGCGGACGCCAGCGAGCUCAGCUCUACCAGCUGUACAAGCUGGACUUCCUGAUGUUCAACUACUCCGUGCCAAGCUACCUGAACGUUCAGUGACGCGCCCCGUUCAACAGCAAAAACCAAUCAGCGGGUACUGACUGUGCCAUUCAGGCUGGGGGUUUUCAUUUAGAAACUAGAACUGAACUCAGAUCGAUGGGAAGGCCUGGAUGUGCUGAUUGGCUUUUGGGAAGGUGUGGACUUGCUGAUUGGCUUUUGGGAAGGUGUGGACUUGCUGAUUGGCUUUUGGACGGCGUGGACAUGGUCAUUGGCUGUUGGGAAGGCGUGGAUGUGCUGAUUGGCUGUUGGGAUUGCACUGACAAGCUGAUUGGCUGUUUUCGGAUGGGGGAGAGAUUGAAGGACUCACUGCUUGCUGUGUUGUGGUGAGAGGGGACAGGAGUGGCCACUGAGUUUUUAUUUUAUGUUUUGGGGGGAUUUAAGGAGUGAGUCCUUCCUGCCUGGAUGCAGGGCGUCUCAGGUGGGACUGUGGGUAGUCUUAGCUUUAGUUUGGAAGGUCGUUUGGGUCGGCCCUAAGGGGUGGUGUGGUUAAUGAAUUCCUUCUCUCCAGAAACUUCUAAAGGCCUUAAGGGAAAGUAUGAUAAGCGGGCAGGUUAAUAGCGGGAUACGUCUAUGAAAGGCCAUCGGUACAGUAACCUGUCACCAAGCUGACUGAACUGUCAGUCUCCUCUGUGACUCCGCCCUCAGCACAGGUACGCACAAGCCCCCAUCAACUCUUGAGUUGUGGGAUGGACACAGAGGGGCAUGACCUUGGGAGACUCAUCCCGCUGAUGAGACUCCUCCCACAGGUCCAGGGUCACCUUCAGUGUUAAAGGGACAGCGUCUCAGUGUGAAGAAUGAACGACCCAAAGCAUCACCUUGUUGAGUGACCCGGAACUAGUACCCCUGCUUUUCACGAUGGAACGAUGAUGAAAUGUUUUUUUAAUUGUAAAUUAAGAAAUGUUCUUGCUUUUUUUUUGUUUUGUCCGUUUCUUGUUAUUUUAUUAUUAUUAUUCAUGAUGAAACA
Molecule: messenger RNA, 2293 nt
Organism: Anguilla anguilla (European eel)
Lineage: Eukaryota; Metazoa; Chordata; Actinopteri; Anguilliformes; Anguillidae
Product: carbohydrate sulfotransferase 11
Exons: 3
Coding region: 391-1329 (312 amino acids)
Biological process (GO): carbohydrate biosynthetic process; proteoglycan biosynthetic process
Cellular component (GO): membrane
Molecular function (GO): sulfotransferase activity
Source: RefSeq, a predicted model, not a curated record